AUGUCGCUCUACGAAGUCCACCACUCUCACGCAUUGACAGAGUCGCAGCGUGAAGAGCUCGCCGGAGCGAUAACACGACUUCAUGCUACGACGUUUGCCACUCCUUCAAUAUUUGUCCACGUACGCUUUAUUCACGAAGACCCGAGCGAUGGCAGCUACUUCAUUGCCGGCACGCGACGAUACACCAAUUCAAACAGUAUUAUUGCGCACGUCCGCAGCUCCCCAGCCCGCACCGAGGCAGAUUCGACCAGCUCGCACAGCGCAUCGAGGAGGCGUGGUAUCAUGCGUUUGAAAUUAGUCCGGCUAGCAGCGAAGAGUUGA
Molecule: messenger RNA, 321 nt
Organism: Metarhizium acridum CQMa 102
Lineage: Eukaryota; Fungi; Ascomycota; Sordariomycetes; Hypocreales; Clavicipitaceae
Source: RefSeq, a predicted model, not a curated record